Messenger RNA from Mercenaria mercenaria, 13041 nucleotides. Its product is annotated as receptor for retinol uptake stra6-like. Gene Ontology annotation, cellular component: plasma membrane. NCBI's taxonomy places the organism in Eukaryota, Metazoa, Mollusca, Bivalvia, Venerida, Veneridae. The transcript is spliced from 18 exons. Gene Ontology annotation, biological process: vitamin A import into cell. Bases 312 to 2633 code for a protein of 773 amino acids. Gene Ontology annotation, molecular function: retinol transmembrane transporter activity; signaling receptor activity. The record is from RefSeq and is a predicted model, not a curated record.
UUCGCGCCUUUCCUUUUGCUGUUCAUACGAAACGAACGUCAAAAGUUUCAAUGGAAAAGAAUAGGGCGAAUGUAAAUAUUCUGCGAUAAACAACGGUUGACGAGCGGACCGGUAAGAGAGCAUUAUGCGACGUCAAAUUGCCGCAUGACGCCCGAUACAUUAUUCCUCGGAUGAUAUAAAGAAACAAGUCUGGAAAUUUAAGAAUUAACACCAGCAAAAUACGACAUUGUGCAGCAAUCGUUAUUAAGAACAGAUAGAGAAAAAAGUGAAAACGGUCUGAAAUAUCCAGGGAAAGGAUAUAUACACAAAACAUGGCAGAAUUUCUCUCAGCGUUGAAUGGAUUUUAUCAAAAUAUCGGCAGCGGAGAUGACAACGACACACAAUCUGAAUCGACAGAAUGCAAGUCAAAGAUACCGACCCAGGCGUUUCACUUCUACUUGACGAUGCCGUCUGUGGCCAUGAUGCUACUGUUGGCGUGCACAAUUUCAAGAAAGAACAGAUGGUUGUCAUGUCUGUGGGGAAGGCCAGGAGCGGUAUUUCCAAUGGAUAUCCUGGGCAAAUCACACAGAUUUUCAUACGCUGCAGCUUGGGGUUCCAUUGCGUUUCUCGCCGCUGAUUUGGUGUUUGGGUCCACGGUUAUUAUAAAACUUGAGGGACCAUCGUAUGUUACAGUUUUCAAUACAGUAUUGUCGAUGAUUGUAAUUGGAGUAGACUAUUUCCCAAUGUUUGCCGCCCUCUCACUGGAAUCUGUUAUCGGGUACAUGGUAGGGACGGCCUAUGCAUGGCUGCUACUGGGUAUCCAAAUCUUCCGGGAGAUCGAGUGUGACUUGGUCAUUGAAACACGUCUAAUACUUAUUCUCCGAGACCUUCCAAAUCUAUUGUGCCUUACCUACCUGUCUAUAAGCCUUCCAAUACGGUUAAUCCAGUCGUUACGGAAAAAGUCAAUACGGAUUAUAUCCUCAUCUGAGAUGGUGUCCAUACUCAACAUGGACAAAGAAGCAGAUUUGUCACCGGAAGCUAUACAUGUGAAACGACUUCUUAGACCCGUACCACCGCCACCUCCACCACCGUCAACACUUGGAGGAAAACUGAUGGGUAUUGUUAAGGCGUUCGUGAGUGACUGGAUAUACCACAAUACACCGAAGUUUAGAUAUUCUGCGAGAGUACUCUCUGUGAUGCUGAUUGGUGUCAUGUUGAUAUAUAAGGUAACACUGGAGGUUAUGACACUUGUUAUCUCCAUACUUGCGCUUGUUGAGAGGGGUCUGCAGUUGACAUUAAACGUUAUUGGAUGGGUAGCAGAACCAGGAGAGGAAUCCCAUAUUUCAGAAAUACGUGAUUAUACCUACCUGAUGUAUUAUCUACUCGAAAAUGGUAGAAUUUGUUUUAUUGUUGCACUGUCGUUGGCUUGUGUAGGAGGCAUUCUGGGUAUUCUGCACAUGCUGUCCUCCUACAGGACAAAUUUAUUUGACCUGUAUAAAGGUGACAAUACACAUAUUCCGCAUAGGUCUACUAGAUCAAAUGCUUCACUUUUGGUUGGAAGUAUGCGAUAUGCCGGAUACCAGGUGGCGUACAUUGGUUGGGGUUUGGUUUUGCAUUUCAUUAUACUGUUGGUCAUUGCGCUUGCAUUGUGCGUUCUGAUCACACUGAUCAUCAAUGGAUACUACAAGUGGCUGUUGACCGUCCUAAUGAAUGCCUGGCCAGCAGUAUUGAUGACAAUUAUAAUCUUGAUGACACAGACACUCUUGUCUAAGUUUGCAUUUCUCCAGGGAAGAGGAGAAUUUUUGGCAAUCAACAACAGACGUGUGUUGUUCAGUUUCACAUUCUUCAUGUUCUUCUACAAUAUUUUUGUCGGUUUCUUGUCCUGUCUGUUGAGAAUCAUUAAAUCUAUUGUGAUUGGAGCAAUAUUUCUACCUCGUCUAGACAACAGUGCCUUGCCACGGCGCUUUCAAAUGUUCGAUCCUGGUUUUGCAAAUUACUGUGGUUUCAUUCAUGUGGAAUGCGCUCACACUCAUCCUGUUUUGGUGAUGUUCCUACGAAUUCUACUGAUUUUCAAUGAAGAAAACAAGUCCAAAAAGUCUGUAGACGAAAACCAUACUGCUGUGGACAUCAACGGCAAAGAGAAAAUACCACUCAAAUCUAAACCUGUUAAUCCAAGGGCUAGAGCAAGAUGGUUUUUGAUCUACACAUUGCAAAGUAAUCCAUCGUUGAGGGUAUACAGGAAAAGCUAUAUACAGUAUAUGAAAAUGUGGCAAGAACGUUUGGCAAGGCAUUAUAAAAUUGACAAAAGUACCAUGGGAAAUCUUGUAGGAGCGAUGAACAAUGCUUUUGUGAAUGACGGUAAAGCCGAUAUUGAUGACAUUUCUGUUGAAGUUAGUAACGGUGGCGUAAAUGCCGCACAGGCAAACUGGAAUGCCUUGUUCGGUAUGAGUAAGUUACUACAGCAGAUACAGAGAGACAUGGCUGAGAGGAAAGGGGCAUUCUCAGAGGAAGCUGAUAGACAGGCAGAAAUGCAGGAAGCUGGAAAUACAGACACAGGAACAAAUGUAUUUGUAAAAACUCCUAAAAAUAUGUGGAAGAGGGCGGCACAUUCCGCACUUACGACGAAGACAAAUGUGCCAAGUACAGAUUUAUAAUUAAUGAACGCGUAGUUCAAAUUAUAGUUUAAGACGUCUAAGGAUAGUUUGUACAUUGUUAUGCAAUGAAAUCUAGAACAAAGACGCUUAUACCAACUUUCAAAACAACUUUAUGUAACGAGACGAAGAAAGUUUCUGUAAAUAUGGUAUGUGUGUGUUAUUUAUAACAGGAAAACAUACUCAUAAAAUUACACAAAUAAAAUCUGAUGCCCUCGGUACUGUGGUGAGUAUUGACUGGUCAUAUGGUAUGGACAAGUAGUAAUAUAAUGAUUCUAAAUGUGCGACAUAACGAUACACCGGUGAUUAUGCAUGAAAGAAACUGAUUUCACUUUUAUUAUAAUGUAAUAUAGGGUGGCCUGGUUGUCUAGUGGUAACGCCAUUGAAUGUGAGUACAGAAGUCUGGCGUUCGAAUCCCAGUCCGGGCAUUACAUUUUUUUAGUGUCUCUCUCCUGACUAAUAGCCCAGUACUGGUUCUUCCCUGGAAAUACAGUUUCGCGUGACACUGUAUCGGUUCUAUACACUAGGCACGUUAAACGAAUAGGGCUGUCUAUUCGCAAAGAGCUAGGCUAAGUUAGCCGAACAAAUAUUUAUCUUCUGGAUUUCUAUCUCUCUGUUCUGGAGGUUUCCCUUGCUUUGUCCCUCUGUUCAGAUCACACUGUGUCUGUACUAGUAGAGGAUAUAACUGGCGCCCUGAGAGGCUGCCUUUGUGCUAUGUAAACCACCUUUGAACAUGUUUAUCAUCAAAAGGGCGCUAUAUAGAUAUUGUAUAAUUACAUAUAAUUCUUAUAGUUUCUUCCGAUUUUACUCUACCAAUUGUAUGUAGAUUAUGAUCUUUGCGUGUUUUAGGCGUUUUAUGUACCUUAUCUGUUUUUAGUUUUAAAACGUACACUUUAUUAUUGAUUUGUAUAUUUUUUUCGUAAAUGGACCGCAUGUAUGUUGGUGUUAUGAAGUACUUUAACGAACUUGUGCGCGAACGAUUUUGUCCGUAAUCUUGUUAUGUCUCCAACUAAUGUAAUGUUAUUUAUACAAUGAUUUCCUUUGGACUUGUUAUUAAGCUAAUGUGGUCGUAUUGGCCCAAGGCAGAAAAUGUGACUGUCAAAAGACAAGUCAUAAGAUCAAUAUGAACUCACUAGAUUAAUAAUAAUUUUAUCAUUCAUCCCUAUAUUGACCCGCACUUGAACAAGUUAAAAGGUUUGAAUCCCGUAUAUGACCUAUUUUUGACAUAUUGGCCCUAGCAUUUUCUUAUUGGGCCUAAUUUCUCAUAUAAACUUAGUUGAGUUUGGUAUCGACUCAGUCUGCAUCAUAUGAUAUGAACAAUUUAUCUAAUAUUGUGUCCAGUAUUGCAUAAUUGAUUAAAAAUAAUAUUUAUGGGGAAAUUAAAAACAUACCAUGCACAUAUUUCAACGUGAGAUAUUUACUUAAGAUGUUGAAAGUUCUUAUCAGAUGUAUUUUGGUCAAAUACACAAACUACCUUUGUGUUCAAAACGGCAUUCACAAUUAACACUUAGCCUGCUAAAUUUCUAAAAUGGACUGUUCCAUCAUUCAAUUUGGGCAGUACCACUUGUUAUUCAAAGAGGUGUUCACUGAAAAUUUACCGACUGAAUAGCGAACAGUGCAGACCAUUAUCAGCAUGCACAUAUGUGCAGGCUGAUUUUGGACUGCACUGAUCGCAAAGGCAGAAUCACUUUCCGCCAUCAUGCUAAAUGUUAAAUGUCAUUUACAAGUGUUAUCAGUCACUUGUUAAAAUAACUGCUAAUUCUUUGUGGUAGUACAAAAUACUUUUCUGUGUAUAUUGUGUUGACAUAGAUGAUCUAUAGAAAUUGUUUAGGUCUUUUUUUCAAAUAUAAAAUCAGGGUCUAAUACAACCUUAAAUAUUCAUUAACAACAUGCCUUUCGAAAAUGGCGUAGUUACCUAAGAAGUUACAUGUUCAUAGUUCACAUAUCGUACGAUAAUAAAAUACAUUCUACUUUUAUAUUCCAAAGGAAAUUCUUUGGUUGAUCAUGACUUAUAUCUGAAAAGAAAUGUGCGUAUGUAGAAAAUCACAGAUAUGGUAAUGUUAUUCGACGCCGCCCUGAAGGCGGUGUCGAGUAUAUGGGAUACACUUUUAGGCUGAACACCACUAAAUCCAGCUGUUCUUUAUUUCAUAUAAAAUCCACUCACUUCAUAACGGUGUUUCGACAUUUUCUAGCAUAUCAGAUUUUCAGAGACUUAUAUUCCCAUAAAGAACUAGAUCGCUACUUUAGAAAAACAAAAAGAAAAGGGGGUGUUAACUUUUAUAUAAAAAAACUACAGUUCGUUAAAUACAACCCGCUGAAUUUACUACUUUUCGCUUCUUUCAAUUUCUCUUUUCGUGACAUUAAAUUCUUACGCCGCCAUUUUUAUCUAGCAUGCGAUAGGAACAUGCCGAUUUCAUUAGAAUGCAAAGUGAUACAUACUGAAACGCGGUAGGGUAAAAGUAAGCACGUUGCUGCCGAGAAAAUGCACUAGGAAAGGAAAAAAGAUUAGUACUAUUUAUAUUUGGACUACUUGUGACUAGACCUGCGGAGGCUUACAUUCUAUUUGGUAGUGAUCAGCCUAUAAGAGAAAAUUUUUGUUUGAUUUUUCCAUGAAUUUGCAUUCAUUCUCAAGGUACACCUAUUUCACAAUGAUUCUGCUUUGUUUUGGUGCAAAAUAUUGAGAAAAUGUAGAGAAAUGACAAUUCAUUACAGGUCACUCCCAUCCCCAAAAAUAUGCAAAAUUUAGCCCUGUGCAAGCAAUAUUUCAAUUAAUUUUACCUUAUUCGUGGAAUUUACAUUUAACAUCCAUUUAAUCGUUACGAUGUUUGUCAUUUUCAUUCAGAAACAUGCUAAUUUCAAUAUUAUUUAGACAACUGAAGUGCUAAAAUGCGAGAAAAGACAUUUACUAGGUCCUAAAACGAACCAAAAUAGUGCCACCUGGUCGAAAAUUCGAUCUAAAUUCCAAAAACACAAGGAAUUUAAGCGUUUUCGGCCAUUUGUUAUCGUUUUACAUCAUAAAGAAUAGAUUAAUGGCAUUUCCAUUCAUUUUCGAGGGGUUUCAGAAAAUAACAUGUAUUGCCCCUUAUAGGCUGAACACCACUAAAUCCAGCUGUUCUUUAUUUCAUAUAAAAUCCACUCACUUCAUAACGGUGUUUCGACAUUUUCUAGCAUAUCAGAUUUUCAGAGACUUAUAUUCCCAUAAAGAACUAGAUCGCUACUUUAGAAAAACAAAAAGAAAAGGGGGUGUUAACUUUUAUAUAAAAAAACUACAGUUCGUUAAAUACAACCCGCUGAAUUUACUACUUUUCGCUUCUUUCAAUUUCUCUUUUCGUGACAUUAAAUUCUUACGCAGCCAUUUUUAUCUAGCAUGCGAUAGGAACAUGCCGAUUUCAUUAGAAUGCAAAGUGAUACAUACUGAAACGCGGUAGGGUAAAAGUAAGCACGUUGCUGCCGAGAAAAUGCACUAGGAAAGGAAAAAAGAUUAGUACUAUUUAUAUUUGGACUACUUGUGACUAGACCUGCGGAGGCUUACAUUCUAUUUGGUAGUGAUCAGCCUUUAUUUCGGACCCUGUAAAGAUGGUAAUGAAUAGUUUCGGAGUAAUAAACUGAACACAGUGAAUAGUUUGUAAAAGGAUCAACGAUAUUGCACAAUGCAUUUUAGUGAAUAAACAAAAAAUGGCAAAAAGAAAACAUAAAAAAUGUAUGUAAUGCAACUUAUUAUGUGAUUUAAAACAAUGCUAUCUGUCUAUCCUCUCCUUAUUUGUAGAGCAGAACAUAUUUUUUUAUUUACAAUUUCGUCAAAAAUGUUGAUCCGAUUUAUUGAUAAGGGAGGUUACUCUGUAAGUCAAGUUUUCUAUUUCUAUUCUUAGCAUGACCUACUUACCUAUCUCAUUUUCUAUAAAUAGAACACACGGCAGAUAUAUCAUACUGUAAAGCGUGAAUCGCCUGGACAAGGGAGCGUUCGUAUAUUUUACAACUUCGAAGAGAAUAUUAAAAAAAAAAAUAUAUGGAAAAUUACAUUUGCCUGCAUAAAAAUUCCUUGGAAAAAAAAAACGUAUUUACAAAGUAAAUAAAAGAAUCAAUAAGCAUAGAUAUGCCGCUGUUAACUUAUUUUUAACCUUUUUGUCUUAUUUUCUUUGUUGAUAGGUACAGUGAUGUAAUUUCAGAAUGCGCACACUUUUGCAAAUUCCUAUUUCUAUUUGUUUUUUUGUUUGUUUGUUUUUUUUCUUUCUUUUUUUUUUUGCUUAUGUGUCAUAUAGAUCUACUCAUUGUUUACAGAUAUACACUGUCAACUAAGGUGUGCAAUAGGCUAAAGAGCACUUGGCUGAAUUUGUCAGUGACAAGUUAAUACUUCUUUAAAUGUGGUUAGAUCGAAAUAUCAAAAGCCAUGGGACCAUAACUUAUCAAAGCAUCAGUGACUUUAAAAUAGAAUUCCUUGUUGAAUUUAUAUUUUCAGUGAUUUUAUAUGACUAGUCAGUUGCUCUGGUUUUAUUAUAUCUUGUUACUUGCUUCUUUUUUUUUCUUUUUUUUUCUUUUUAACUUAAUAGAUAGUUUUUGUAUUUGUCCAUUCCUGACAAAAAAAGAUCAAAUAAAACAAAAACAAAAAAACAUUUUCGUUGAAAUAUUUUCUACACUUUGGCAGUGGGUUAUUAUGCUUUCUAAAUUUCUUGUAAUAUUAGAUUUGAACUAGACACUGACAUACUCCUAGUAACCUUACAGUUCAACGAGGACUUCAGGUUUAUCGUUCAUCCGAAAAAAAAGAGAAUUCUAUGAUAUUCCAAAAGUACAUAAGAAAGAGUCAUGCUUUGUGAAUAGGGGCAAUAUAGAGAUUAUUUAUGUUAUAUCAUUCUUUUCUUGGACAAAAUAUUUGAUUGUUUUUGUCAAGGGAAACAGUAAAUUGAUGUGUAUAAUCUGCAUUCUGAAAUCUAUAAUGUAGGUGACUAAGGUCCAUAAAACUUCAUCAGUAAAUAGAAAACACUCAUUACAUUACAUGAUAAUAAAAAUAAUGGUUUCUGUGAACCACAACUUUGAAAUAAUUUCAACAUUUCCUCAUUUCCCAACAAACUGCAUUUCUGUGAAACAUCAUACACACGCUCCUGCAUAUAAGAACUUUUCACAGGAGAUGACCUUAGUUAGUGAAAUAAUUACAUUAAUUUUGUAUGUAAAGGGACCACCUACUCGCAAUGUUAAUGUCAUUGCAGGUAGAGGAUUUGUAUUGCAUGGUAAAACUUUUCUAUCAUGUUUAUUCUUCAUGUUUUAAACAGUUUAUAACAUAUAUUGUUUUAUGUGCUAAUGUUGAUAACUUGUAGCCAGUCAGACUAAUAAAAACAAAGAAAAAUAUCAAACAGGGAAUGCCACGCACCAAAAGCGCAGCCUCCUCAAAACGAACCCCCCAGCACGCAAACGCGUGCACCACACACACACACACACACACACACACACACACACUCAAAGCUUACACAUCAGGACAAAACGAACAACACACACACACACACUCAAAGCCAACACAUAAGGACAAGACGAACACUAAGCAUACACACACGCGCGCACACAAAGUCAACACACAAGGACAAAACGAACAAACAAAGGAACACAGUGGGGCACCGCCUUGGAACGGUCAGUGGCAAAAACACCACUGGGGAGCUUAAACCGGUUUAAUAAAGUAAUGAUUAGGUGAUUUCUCAUAUUGCAAUAAAUGUACUUCAGACACAACACUUGGCGGCGUCUUUGAUGCUUGCAUCAAUGAAUUUCCUUGUUGGUAAAUUGUAUAGUAGUCGCAACUUGACCGCGAUGGUUGACCUUGGGCUGAUUAUUCAUAUCGAUGAUUUCAUUACAGAAAUCAAGGUUGCUUAGGUUAGCCGUGUAUAUUUAUAUGGAAUUAUUUUGUAUACAGCGCAGUAUCAAAGUACUUACAUUUGAUCAGUUAAAAUCUCCCAAUACACUAAUUUAUAUUUACACAAAUUUAUAUUUCCUAUUUCUCGUGCAGCUCGUGUUUUACGUACACUCCUUUUCAAUAAUAGGUUGUGCCUCAUUAUGUAUUAUAAUGCAAAGGUCAACCAUCGGGGUCAAGUUGCGUCCACUAUAGAUGUAGUAACAUAACACUGAAAUACGUCUAUAUUUCAUAUUAUCCUUGUUGUAUUUUGAAGAUAACAAGUCAUGGUGGAUCAUAUGAAAUUACAUUUCAAAUACAACUGUAUGGAUAUUUUUAAUUUUGGAUCGGAUAUUCCUUGUUUUUAUGGUGUAUCAGUGCUUGUACUUGUUAAUAUAUUUUUUUAGCUCACCUGUCACGAAGUGACAAGGUGAGCUUUUGUGAUCGCGCAGCGUCCGUCGUCCGUCGUCCGUGCGUGCGUGCGUCCGUGCGUAAACUUUUCCUUGUGACAUCUCUAGAGGUCACAGUUUUCAUGGGAUCUUUAUGAAAAUGGGUAAGAAUGUUCAUCUUGGUAAAUUCUAGGUCAAGUUUGAAACUGGGUCACGUGCCAUCGAAAACUAGGUCAGUAGGUCUAAAAAUAGAAAAACCUUGUGACCUCUCAAGAGGCCAUAUAUUUCUCAAGAUCUUCAUGAAAAUUGGUCGGAAUGUUCACCUUGAUGAUAUCUAGAUCAAGUUUGAAACUGGGUCACGUGCCAUCAUAAACUAGGUCAGUAGGUCUAAAAAUAGAAAAACCUUGUGACCUCUCUAGAGGCCAUAUAUUUCAUAAGAUCUUCAUGAAAGUUGGUCAGAAUGUUCAUCUUGAUGAUAUCUAGGCCAAGUUCGAAACUGGGUCACGUGGCUUCAAAAACUAGGUCAGUAGGUCUAAAAAUAGAAAAACCUUGUGACCUCUCUAGAGGCCAUAUAUUUCGAAAGAUCUUCAUGAAAAUUGGUCAGAACGUUCACCUUGAUGAUAUCUAGGUCAAGUUCGAAACUGGGUCACAUGCUAUCAAAAACUAGGUCAGUAGGUCAAAUAAAUGAAAAACCUUGUGACCUCUCUAAAGGCCAUAUUUUUCAUGGGAUCUGUAUGAAAGUUGGUCUGAAUGUUCAUCUUGAUGAUAUCUAUGUCAAGUUCGAAACUGGGUCACGUGCGGUCAAAAACUAGGUCAGUAGUCUAAAAAUAGAAAAACCUUGUGACCUCACUAGAGGCCAUAUAUUUCAUGAGAUUUUCAUGAAAAUUGGUCAGAAUGUUCACCUUGAUGAUAUCUAGGUCAAGUUUGAAAGUGGGUCACGUGCCUUCAAAAACUAGGUCAGUAGGUCAAAUAAUAGAAAAACCUUGUGACCUCUCUAGAGGCCAUAUUUUUCAUGGGAUCUGUAUGAAAUUUGGUCUGAAUGUUCAUCUUGAUGAUAUCUAGGUCAAGUCCGAAACUGGGUCACAUGCGGUCAAAAACUAGGUCAGUAGGUCUAAAAAUAGAAAAACCUUGUGACCUCUCUAAAGGCCAUAUAUUUCAGGAGAUCUUCAUGAAAAUUGGUCGGAAUGUUCACCUUGAUGAUAUCUAGGUCAAAUUUGAAAGUGGGUCACGUGCCGUCAAAAACUAGGUCAGUAGGUCAAAUAAUAGUAAAACCUUGUGACCUCUCUAGAGGCCAUAUUUUUCAUGGGAUCUGUAUGAAAGUUGGUCUGAAUGUUCAUCUUGAUGAUACCUAGGUCAAGUUUGAAAUUGGGUCACGUGCCAUCAAAAACUAGGUCAGUUGGUCAAAUAAUAGAAAAACUUUGUGACAUCUCUAAAGGCCAUAUUUUUCAUGGGAUCUGUAUGAAAUUUGGUCUGAGUGUUCAUCUUGAUGAUAUCUAGGUCAAGUUCGAUACAGGGUUAUGUGCGGUCAAAAACUAGGUCAGUAGGUCUAAAAAUAGAAAAACCUUGUGACCUCUCUGGAGGCCAUACUUGUGAAUGGAUCUCGAUAAAAAUUGGUCAGAAUAUUCAUCUUGAUGAUAUCUAGGUCAAGUUCGAAAGUGGGUUACGUGCCAUCUAAAAAGUAGGUCAGUAGGUCAAAUAAUGGAAAAACGUUGUGACCUUUCUAGAGGCCAUAUUUUUGAUGGGAUCUGUAUGAAAGUUGGUCUGAAUGUUUAUCUUGAUGAUAUAUAGGUCAAGUUUGAAACUGGGUCAACUGCGAUCAAAAACUAGGCCAGUAGGUCUUGAAAUAGAAAAACCUUGUGACCUCUCUAGAGGCCAUACCAUUGAAUGGAUCUUCAUGACAAUUGGUCAGAAUGUUCACCUUGAUGGUAUCUAGGUCAAGUUUGAAACUUGGUCACGUGCCUUAUAAAACUAGGUCAGUAGGUCAAAUGAUAAAAAAACCUUGCGACCUCUCUAGAGGCCAUACUUUUCAUGGGAUCUGUAUGAAAGUUGGUCUGAAUGUUCAUCUUGAUGAUACUCGGUCAAGUUUGAAACUGGAUCAACUGCGGUCAAAAACUAGGUCAGUAGGCCUAAAAUUAUUAAAAUCUUUUGACCUCUCUAGAGGCUAUAUUUUUCAAUGGAUCUUCAUGAAAAUUGAUCUGAGUGUUCACAUUGAUGAUAUCUAGGUCAGUUUCGAAACUGGGUCACGUGCGGUCAAAAACUAGGCCAGUAGGUAUAAAAAUAGAAAAACCUUGUGACCUCUCUAGAGGCCAUAUUUUUCAUGAGAUCUUCAUGAAAAUUAGUGAGAAUGUUCACCUUGAUGAUAUCUAGGUAAUGUUCAAAACAGGGUCACGUACCUUCGAAAACUAGGUCAAUAGGUCAAAUAAUAGAAAAACCUUGUGACCUCUCUAGAGACCAUAUUUAAAUGGAUCUUCAUGAAAAUUGGUCAGAAUUUUUAUCUUGAUUAUACCUAGGUCAAAUUCAAAACUGGGUCACAUGAUCUCAAAAACUAGGUCACUAUGUCAAAUAAUAGAAAAAAACGAUGUCAUACUCAAAACUGGGUCAUGUGGGAAGAGGUGAGCGAUUCAGGACCAUCAUGGUCCUCUUGUUUGUUUAUUUUAUUGUUAGAUAUUAGUUUUUAGUAUUGAAUGUGUUCUUUUUAAUUUUUAAUACAUUUUAAGUAAGUGUUCGACCUAACAGUAGUUUAUUUGGUAAUACAUGUACUUUCCUGCAGUUACAGUUUUUACUUUGUGUAUCUGUUUAAAAAGUUAAGAGUAAUUAAACUGAAACAUUGUUGAUAUUAUUUUUAUACACAUGAAUUAAAAACACACGUUCAAAUCUGAUGAUAUAUAUUUUUAUAUGUAGCUUAUAUGAUUAAGACGUAUUCAUCUUUUAUCUGUUUGUCUACAAUCAAAAGUACUAUAUAAAAUAACGCUGUAUCGAAUUUCUUUGCAAUAAUACCAUGAACAGACGUGAUCAAACAGUUUCCUGUUUUGCUUGGUUGCGAGUAGUAUACUUCGGACAGUUGGACAGAAUGCCUCCGAGGCUCCGAGGAUAUCACUUGACCCCAUGACGUCAUCGCGUGGGGGAGGGGCGGGGUUAAGGAUAUGACUCACUAAAGGAAAAACCCGUGACGUCAUAGCCCAACCCUAAUAUAGGACAAUAAGGGCAGCCGCACCUACCCAUGAGUCAUCGUGUUAAGGUCAAAGCCCAUCCCAACAUUCCGGACUCCAAUAAGGUGAGUCAAUCUGAAAUUCCCACGACAUCAUCAGCCACUCCCGUAACAUUUCGCUACAAGUCAACUUCUCUAUUUUAGCACGGGACUGACUCAACAUUCCUUAAAAGAUAAGGGUUUUGAAAUCAGUCGAAAGCUUAUUUGCUUUACUAAGGUCAGAUUGAUUUUUUCAAAAUACAGCGAUUUAAAUUUUUGAGCGAUAGGUCACUCUUAGAUAACGGCGAGAUGUUUACAAACAUUUAAAUAAAGACGACCGUUCGAAGUGACCUUAGCUACAAUGUCAACAGUGUAAUCAGUGUAGAAAUAAUAGCCACGCGUCCGUUGAACUUACAAAUUAGAUAACGGACAUAAAAGCAAACAUUCCAGUUCACAGUGAUAAAUUAAACAGCUUUUAUCACCACAAAUCGUGUAACACCAUUUCCCAUCGUUUACCUUUUGAUAACAACUAUCUCUCAUUGUAAUAUUUAAGCCUUUUCACAAUUGACUACUGAGCUUUCAAUCGGUUUCAAUUACACUGUGUGUGGUAAGACGGAACAUGAUCUCUUCUUAAAUAACUGGUGAAAAAAAGUCAACAAACUUUGUAAUUUUGAUGUUACUUUAUUUUCAUUUUUCAUACGUGAUAGCCUCGGAGCCUCGGAGGCAUUCUGCCCAACUGUCCGAAGUAUACUACUGUUGCGUUCUAUGCUUCCGAACUACUUUCGUAUCGAUAUCAUUUUGUACACGUGUUUUUCUUCUUUGACACAAUUUCUAGACAAUCAACUGUAUAUCUACAAAGCAGCAAAAUGAUAUUUCUCCAUAUAAAUAUAUAUUUUUGUUAAACAUUUUAUAUCCAUUUUAAAGCAUCUGUACAUUAAUGUUAAAUAAAUAUUUAUGAAAAUUUAA